AUGUCACAAACCUUGAAUCAGAGUCAGACCAUCAGUCUGCCUGGAUGUAUUAUGAGUUUGAAUCUCCGAAUCGAGUUAGUGAACAAGGUCAAUGAAAGAGGUGAACCUGCCAGUGUAAGCGAGACACAUAUUGACAAGAACAGGCCCUCAAUGGAGAACAAAGAUCUGCCCGAAGGCAACUGUGAGACCACUGAAGAAUCCGUGGCGGAGCUCAAGGAACGACUGAGACUUGCAGAACUGAACUGCGUAAAAUUGGGAGAGCUGUACCAAACAUACAGACUGCAUUGGCUAGAGGAGAAUUAUCGGGCAACGAUCUUAGAGGAAUACGCACCAAAUGGAAUCAGUACUAUAUCUCCUCGCCAGAUAGCAUGGGAUGCCCCCUCUCCCUUCCCAAAUGACAUGCGUGACUUUCUGCGUGGGGAAAUUCCGUCAUUGUUAGAUCUUGGAGUGAGGUGA
Molecule: messenger RNA, 456 nt
Organism: Suillus plorans
Lineage: Eukaryota; Fungi; Basidiomycota; Agaricomycetes; Boletales; Suillaceae
Exons: 4
Coding region: 1-456 (151 amino acids)
Source: RefSeq, a predicted model, not a curated record